Molecule: messenger RNA, 592 nt
Organism: Drosophila rhopaloa
Lineage: Eukaryota; Metazoa; Arthropoda; Insecta; Diptera; Drosophilidae
Product: nuclear receptor 2C2-associated protein
Exons: 3
Coding region: 95-514 (139 amino acids)
Source: RefSeq, a predicted model, not a curated record
UCCGUAGGUUUUGUUAUUUUUAUAAUAAUUGCCCAUCUCUAAUACUAGUAACCUCGCGGUCCGCAUAUUGUUUAUUUAUUAUUUUAAUAAUAAUAUGAAUAUUUUAACUAAAGUAAACUUUACUAGCAGGGUGAGCUCGGUUUUAAACAAAGAAGUAAAGCAAUAUGGAAAACAGUUCAUGUUUGAUACAAAAGAAGAUACAUCUUGGAGUUCCGAUGAGGGAACCCCCCAAUGGAUUAUUUUGAGUUUUGAAGAACCACAAAACAUCACUGGAUUCUGUUUUCAAUUUCAAGGAGGAUUCGCUGGUCUGAAAUCCGAAAUAAUUAUGUUCUCCUCUGACGGAGCCCAUCUACAUCAAGAACCAUUUUAUCCAGAAGAUAUUAACUCCCCUCAGCUCUUUCAAAUUAAAGAUUCAGCCCGGCAAAAAGAUUGCUCUAAGAUUAAGUUUGUCUUCGAGUCUAGUACAGAUUUGUUUGGUAGAAUCAUUGUUUACAAUCUCCAGCUGUUAAGCUAGCCAUAUUUUAGUAUAAAAAUGUAUGUGUACAAACUCUGUUCUUAUCAACUUAUACAAAAAUGAACAAUUAUCUUUACA